CGUUUUCGGAUGUUUCGUUCAUCGAGAUGCUUAUGAAAACGACUGAUGGAGCAAGGCUCGGAAGAACAUCUGCGGGCCCAACUCCAUGUUGGAUGUGAGAGCCGAUAUGAGCCGGCCAUCCCCGCAUCUCCCCCGUCUCCUCUCUCUCUCCACCAGCACAACACCCAUCUCGAGACACCAACACUGAACCAACGGAACUCCGCCUCAUAUCAAACAUUCUCCUACGACUCCUGAGACUCAUCACUCCAACACCGAUAACAAAAUCCUCCCAAAAUGGCCGCCGCCCUCACCCGCUACAAACUCACCUUCCACGUCCCCCCCGCCGCCCUCGAAGCCUGCAAAACCGCCAUCUUCGCCGCCGGAGCGGGGCGCUACCCGGGAAGCGGCAACUACACCGAGGUCUGCUACACGACGCUCGGCACGGGCCAGUUCCGGCCCGGCGCGACGGCCAACCCGCACAUCGGCACGCCCGGCGCGCUGGAGCACGUCGAGGAGGCCCGCGUCGAGACGCUGUGCGUCGGGGAGGAGGUGGCGAGGAAGGCGGUUGCUGCGUUGAAGGAAGCGCACCCGUAUGAGGAGCCGGCGUAUUCGGUGUUCAAGAUGGAGGACUUUUGAGUUGGACAGGGGUAGGGGCUGGAAUUCGGAGGGCGGACAUUGAUGUGUGAAUUGGAAGGUUGGUCGAUCUACGUUGGACGGUGGGGUUUCCGGAGAGACGGGGCAUCGCUAGCUUAGUGCUCUCGAACUCGGUGUUGCCACAGGUGACGGGGGCAUCGUGGAUGACGUUGUGAACCAGAUGGUGCCUUCGACGAGGGUCAGCGAAGUAGGAUAUGAGUUCCUUGGCCGCUAAAAGACGAUUUGGUGUUGAUGUUGGCAGACAUGAGCUGCAGUAACCGCCCGGGAUUGAGUUGUUGUGUUAUUUGCAAAUGAAAUCUUCACCGGUGAUGUUUGAGUUAUUUUACUCUUAUUUUGAU
Chaetomium fimeti is the source of this 971-nucleotide messenger RNA. RefSeq names its product GTP cyclohydrolase 1 type 2/Nif3. The record is from RefSeq and is a predicted model, not a curated record. Lineage: Eukaryota; Fungi; Ascomycota; Sordariomycetes; Sordariales; Chaetomiaceae. Bases 274 to 615 code for a protein of 113 amino acids. The transcript has 2 exons.